Molecule: messenger RNA, 1287 nt
Organism: Symbiodinium sp. CCMP2456
Lineage: Eukaryota; Dinophyceae; Suessiales; Symbiodiniaceae
Source: the annotation of a GenBank genome assembly
AUGGCGGCAUGUCAGGGCCUCGGGCCCUCGAGUGGAGGCCAAAGGGACAUAGCCCAGACUCCGGAGCAACUCGUGGCUCACUUGGAUCGCGUGCCGGCCGAGGACAUUCGUGCGCAGCUCACCGCUUUGCGGCGAGUCGCUGCGGUGAGAAGCGAGGACCCUGCCAGGUUGAGGCAGGAUGGUCGCUUGCAGAGAUGCCUGAGCGGACUUGAGAUGCGAGACGUGGAUGCGCGAGGCUUUUCAGAUCUAGCCUGGUGGUGUGGCAGGCCCUCCUCCACGGCAGCCGCAGCAGCUUCGAUUGCCAAGAUAGCGCAGCUCGAGCCGCAGAGCCUGGUCAAUGUUGCAUGGUCCUGGGCCACAUCGCACAUUUACGGCCAGGCCUUGCUGGCUCUGAUCUGCUCUCGUGCCCUGGCCGUUCUCGAUGAGUUUCAGCCGCUUCCUUUGACCAACUUUGUUUGGUCGCUGGCAGGUCUGCAGCCGAGCGGCGUUCCACCCCCGAGCUCAGUCGCCGCGAGAGUACGGACAUUGGUACGGCAGCACAACCCACAGCAGAUUGAAAAAGACAUGCAGGCUGCGAACGGCGCCUGGGCAUCUGGCAAGGCCUGCUACCAAGACGAGCAGCUGUUGGAAGUGACGAGGGAGCAGGCCCUGCGCAGCAUGAACGAGCCCGACAGCCAAAAGCUGGCAAACCUGGCUUGGGCGUGGGCGACGCUCGUUUUACGAAAGAUGGCCUCCUUCAAAGCAGCUGCCGCGGCCUCAAGCAGGCUCGUGCCGGAACCCAGGCCGCAGCACUGCGCCAACCUGGCCUGGGCUCCCGCACGCAUGAUGCAUGUUCCCGAGAGGUUGUCGGAUGCAACCUCGACGACCUUCUGCCAGACAGCCGGGCUGGCCGUCCAAUCCUUGCAAGAGGUCAUCGCUCGACACGUUGCGAAAAGCCCCGGCGAACUGGAGGCGCGGGGUCCCGCCAACUUGGCCUGGUCCCGGGCAAGCCUUGGCCAGCUUGACCGGUCCUCACUUGACCUUGCAAGCUCUCAGCUGCAGCUACGGACUUCGGAGUGCGGCCCGCAAGAGACUGGCACCGCUGCUUGGUCACUCGGAACGCUGGCAAUGCUGGGUAUCCCGCUCAUGCAUGCACCCGGCCACCGCGCGUUUCUCAUCUUGGAAAGAUUGGAGCCCCAGAACCCAACGAACCUGGUGUGGGCGUCCGGCACCAUGGCGUUGGAUCGCGAUGCGCUGUCUUUUGCGGUUGGAGGAGUCUCGGCUGCUUUCAGCAGUUUGCAGCUGUAG